AUGAAGCUGCUGCAUAACGAAGAGCAAGCUACACCAGGCCAGAUCCAUGAAUACCAGCAGAAAACCGGCUCAGCUCUAUUUCCAACAAUCAUUACCAGGCCUGAUGCAGCCCUAGCCGUCAACGAGCUUGCAAGAUUCUCUAGGAACCCAUCGCCAAGUCAUAUGGAAGCGAUUAAUCAAGUCAUUGCCUACCUAUAUCAUACACGAUAUCUAGCGCUUGAAUUCAGCGCAAGUGAGUAUGCUGAUGAGAUCUUCAUAUGCACGAGUGAUGCCUCAUUUGCCAAUAAUGAAGACAGAAAAAGCACCGGAGGUUACCUAUGCAAGCUCUUUGGGGCUCCAAUUGAAUGGAAAUCCGGCAAGCAACGAGCUGUCACGACCUCUACAACAGAAGCGGAAUAUGUCGCUCUAGCAGAAGCUGCUAAGGCAACAUAUUGGUGGCGUCGAGUUUUCAAAUCAUUGGAAUUUGACCCUGGUCAUACAUUUGCUGUAUAUUGUGAUAACAAGCAAACUAUUGACCUGCUUGUAAAGGAUACAGCGCAACGAAGCAAGCUACGCCAUGUUGAUAUCAACAGAUCAUGGCUCCGGCAGGAGGUCCAGGAAGGGAGACUUCAUAUCAAAUGGAUCCCUACCAAUCAGAUGACAGCGGACGGCUUUACCAAGCCUCUCCCUGUUCAAAAACACCAAAAAUUCAUCAAGAUGCUCAAUCUGGUCGAUAUCAAGGACCUCAUCCAUGACCAGAUCGGCUGCUCUAUAGAGCUAGAUUUUGAUGCUGGUAAUUACGUCGAUCCGGAUGCUCUAUAUGAGAGCUGCUGCAGAUUUAUGAUGCUUGAUCUUCCAAGUACUGGAGUGUCCAUCAAGCUCCGGUUCCCUCUGGAACGGAUGCUCUCGACCCCUCCAAUUUCCGUUCCCCCAUCCUCUUCCCGCCAGCGUCGAGCAUCCUUCGCGUCUGGGCUCUCUUUCCCUGAGUAUAAGCCAGGCAAUCAGGGUUUAGCCAGCCCUCCAACCGGUUCCAUGGCCAGUACUAUGGCCAAUGCUCAAGCAAACCAGAGACGCAGGCUGUCCAUCACGACCCUGGGCCUGUCCGGCUCUCCAACUCAGACUUUGCCGUAUGGGAACCGAAACUUUCGGCAGGGUAGCAUCUCAAGCUCCGUGGGAUCUAGCCCCGGGAACCCCGAAGAAGCCAUCGCAGAAGAUGAAAACUCGCCUCCUGGCACCAUGCCGAGGUCUCCAUUUGUUCGCCGACUUUCUUUCGGUGCCCAGGCGCUGCGAGAUGCCCGCGCUGGAAGCAUCGGCAACGGCGAGGGCUUCAACUGGUCUGAAGCUCUUCGAGCAAGGGCCGAACGCGGCCCUUUAUCUCCAAAUUCAGCCCAGGCCCAGCAGGCCCCGCAGACCCAGCACCGCCGGUCUGCAUCCGUUGCGUCCCUGGAUCUGCCCGCACGGGAAAUGCCCAAGCAACCUAAACAAGUCAAUAAACCCGACUUUUUCCAGGAGAAGAUCCUCAGAGGCGACUUUAUGGACUGAUAGUCACUAUCCGUGAAUUCACGGGCUGCUGAGAAAGCGCAUUGAUUCUCGCUAGAGGAGUCCAGGAUACGCC
Molecule: messenger RNA, 1594 nt
Organism: Aspergillus nidulans FGSC A4
Lineage: Eukaryota; Fungi; Ascomycota; Eurotiomycetes; Eurotiales; Aspergillaceae
Exons: 6
Coding region: 1-1521 (506 amino acids)
Source: RefSeq, a predicted model, not a curated record